Molecule: messenger RNA, 552 nt
Organism: Alternaria burnsii
Lineage: Eukaryota; Fungi; Ascomycota; Dothideomycetes; Pleosporales; Pleosporaceae
Exons: 2
Coding region: 1-552 (183 amino acids)
Source: RefSeq, a predicted model, not a curated record
AUGCAGUUCAAGAAUCUCGCAAUCCUGGCUGCCGCUGGCACUGCCGUCGCUGAGUUCGCUAUUAUCACCACACCUAUCCCCACCAAUCUGGGCGAGGUUCUCACAAACGCCGAUGGAUACGCCUCCUCAGUUCUCAACGAAGUCUCAAUGGGCCUCGCAUCCCUCACCCAAGGCUCCGCUCUCUCUGCUGCAGCAUCUGCCCACAAAGGCCUCGCAUCCUUUGUCGCUACAGCAUCAUACUCCAUUCCCAGCGAAGUCACCAAAGUUGGUGCGCUUGAGACUUUCUCCGAGACACCAGCGUGGUACAGUGCGCUCCCGAGCGACAUCAAGAGCUACUACGACAGCUACAACGCCGAAGUUCAGAGGCUGGUCAACCAGGCUAUUCUAGGCGAGAACGGCACUACUGCGUCUACAACCAGGUCGGGAUCCGGUGGUGCAACGGGUGCCAGUGCGAGCGCGGGCCCGAGUGAGACUGGUGCGGCCAUGGGUAACAUGGUCGGCAUGAUGGGUGCCGGUGUUGCCGCGGCCUUUGCGGGUGUCAUGGCUCUGUGA